Molecule: messenger RNA, 3198 nt
Organism: Benincasa hispida (wax gourd)
Lineage: Eukaryota; Viridiplantae; Streptophyta; Magnoliopsida; Cucurbitales; Cucurbitaceae
Source: RefSeq, a predicted model, not a curated record
AUGGAGGUGAAACCAAGGAGGAGAGCUGCUGCCGAGAAUGGGGAAACGGCUGAAGAAUUAGUCCUUGCAACAUUAAUUAGGAAUGGCGAGGACCGUGGUCCAAUUGUUAGACAUGCAUUUGAAAUGGGUCGACCAGAAACUCUCCUUCUUCAGUUGAAGAACGCUGUAAAGAAGAAGGAAAUUGAAAUCGAAGAGUUGUGCAAGACCCACUACGAGGAGUUUAUCCGUGCAGUUGAUGAACUUCGUGGUGUUUUGGUUGAUGCUGAAGAGCUGAAGGCCGAACUGUCAACUGAUAACUUUAAAGUGCAAGAGGUUGGGAGUGUGCUUUUGAUUCGACUUGAAUAGCUUCUUGAAUGCUAUUCAAUAAAACAAACUGUGACUGAAGCCAUCAAAAUGUCCCAGGUUUGUGUUCAGGUGCUUGAUCUUUGUGUCAAGUGCAAUGAUCAUAUUUCUAAAGGCCACUUUUACCCUGCAUUGAAAACUCUCGAUCUGAUUGAGAAGAAUUAUUUGCAUAACAUUUCUGUCAAGACCCUAAAAAUGAUCAUUGAGACGAGAGUUCCUGUGAUCAAAUCUCAUAUUGAGAAGAAAGUGUCCACUCAAUUUAAUGAAUGGCUCGUUCAUGUAAGGAGUUUGGCUAAGGUUAUUGGGCAAACAGCUAUAGGCCAUGCAGCAACUUCUCGCCAAAGAGAUGAAGAAAUGUUAGAACGUCAGAGGAAGGCUGAGGAACAGAACAUUUCAGGGCUAGGAGAUUUUGCAUAUACUUUAGAUGUUGGAGAUAUUGAUGAGGACUCCAUUCUAAAGUUUGACCUUGUACCUCUUUAUCGAGCAUAUCACAUUCAUACAUGUCUUGGGAUCAAAGAGCAUUUUCGUGAAUACUACUACAGGAAUCGAAUGUUGCAGCUUCAUUCCGACUUGCAGAUUCCUUCUUCUCAGCCCUUUAUUGAAUCCUAUCAGACCUAUUUAGCUCAAAUUGCAGGAUAUUUCAUAGUAGAGGAUCGCGUGAUGAGCACUGCCGAGCUAUUAUCAGCUGAACAGGUUGAAGCAAUGUUGGAAACUGCUGUCGUGAAGGUGACAUCAGUGCUUGAGGUACAAUUUUCCCUCAUGGAUUCUGCAACUCACCUUCUCCUGGUGAAGGAUUACAUUACUCUUCUGGCAUCUACUUUUAGACAAUAUGGAUACGAAGUUGGGCCGAUUCUCGAGACUUUGAACAAAAUCCGGGACAAAUAUCAUCAACUCCUUUUGGAAGAGUGCCGGCAACAAAUAGUGGAUGUUCUAGCUAAUGACUCCUAUGAGCAGAUGGUUCUGAAAAAAGAUAGCGAUUAUGAAAACAACGUUCUCGCUUUUAAUCUCCAGACUUCUGAUAUAAUACCUGCAUUUCCGUUUAUAGCACCGUUUUCUUCUACCGUUCCUGAUGUCUGCCGCAUUGUAAGGUCCUUCUUUAAAGGAUGUGUCGAUUACUUGACCUACAGUGUACAUUCUAAUCUUUUCGAGGUUGUGAAGAAAUAUUUGGACAGGCUCCUAAUUGAUGUUUUAAAUGAAGCAAUGCUCAAUAUUAUCCAUGGUGCAUCCAUUGGUGUUUCUCAAGCGAUGCAAAUUGCUGCAAAUAUAACCCUUCUGGAACGAGCGUGCGACUAUUUCAUCGGGCAUGCAGGUUAGUUAUGUGGAAUGCCUCUUCGAUCAGUCGAGAGGCCACAAAGCGGUUUCGCUGCGAAAGUCGUUCUUAAAACAUCAAGGGAUGCAGCUUAUAUUGCAUUGGUGACUUUGGUGAACAAGUUAGAUGAGUUUAUGGCUCAUACAAAGAAUAUUGGUUGGACUUCUGAGGAGGUUACUGCAAAUGCAAAUGAUUAUAUAAAUGAAGUCCACACUGCACAACAGAUUUUACCAAUGGAAGCUUUAUACAAAGUCGGGAGUGGCGCUCUCGAUCAUAUCUCCUACUCUAUAGUUUCAGCUUUUCUUAGCGACAGUGCCAAAAGGUUUAACACGAACGCAGUCACGAGCAUCAACAAUGAUCGGACAAUGCUGGAAGCUUUUGCAGACGAGAGAUUCCACAGCACAGGGUUGAGUGAAAUCUACGGAGGAGGAAUUUACCGAAGUUGCUUAAUAGAAGCCCGGAAAUUAAUCAACCUUUUACAAAGCAGUCAGCCGGAGAACUUCAUGAAUCCAGUGAUAAGGCAGAAGAACUACAACAUGUUGGAUUAUAAGAAAGUGGCUAGUAUAUGUGAGAAGUUCAAGGACUCUCCUGAUGGGAUCUUUGGGAGCCUUUCCAGUAGAAAUACAAAGCAAAACUCUCGCAAGAAAUCAAUGGAUAUGCUGAAGAAAAGACUGAAAGAUUUUAACAGAGGAAAGUACACUACUUUAAAGAUUGAUGAAAAUGGACAUUUUAAAUUUUGUUUCAUGGCUAUUGAUGCAUCUAUUGAGGGGUGGAGGUAUUGUAGACCUACCAUAUCCGUUGAUGCCACGUUUUUGAAGUCUAAGUUUGGUGGUACUCUACUAUCAGCUUCCAUACUAGAUGGUAACAAUAAUAUUUUUUCCCUUGCAUUUGCUAUUGUAGAUUUUGAGAAUGAUGGUGUCUUAAGUGUGUUUAACAAUGUUAAGUAUUGUGUGUGCAAUCAACAUGUUUUGCAAAAUUUGAAGAAGUUAUUCAAGGAUCCUUUGAUUGACCAGUUUUACUUUAGUUGUGCUAAAUCUUAUACUGUUGAUGAUUUCGAGUUGAAUAUGAGAUUUAUGGAGUCAAUUUCUCCAAAUAUUCGAAGUUACCUUAUUAAUGUAGGAUUUGAGAAGUGGUCUCGUGCAUAUUCUCAAAGAAGAAGGCUAGGGUCUACUAUAGAAACCCUAGAAAGAAGACAUCAAUCUGGUCAAGAAAAUGGCACCCAUCGUUACUCUCCAGACUCUGAUGUUUCCCAUGGUGAUUACCGACAAUGUUGUAGCCCUAGCUACGAAAGCUAUGAUCGAUACAAUCAUCAUCGUCGAUCUGUCUCACCCGACUAUCCAGAUGUUAGACGGAGCCCUAGGGUUGAUGGAGAUCAAAACGGUCUGCCCAAGAGAUUUGGGCUUGCCAGAGAGCGGGCGUAUCUAGAUAGGAAUGGGAGAGCGUCUGACGAGUUGGAUUCGGAUGAGGAGUUGAAUGGAUUGAAUUAUGAGGAGUAUCGGAGGCUGAAGAGGCAAAAGCUACGGAAGACACUGAAGUAUUGUAUUUGA